GAGAGCCCUGCAGCCCCCACAGCUCCAGCUCCGCUUGCGCAUCCCAGGCCCCCGCAGCAGCAUGAAGGUCCUCGCAGCCACCCUGGUCACUGUCCUCCUCGUGGCCACCUGCUCCCCGUCCCAGGCUCAUCUUGAUGGUGUCCCGACCAAGUGCUGCUUCAGCUACCAAAAACGGCCCGUCCCACGGGCCCUCAUCACCUCUGCCUACUUCACCAGCAGCAGCUGCAGCCAGCCGGGAGUGAUCCUGGUCACCAAGAAGAAUAAGGAGCUGUGUGCGGACCCCCGGGAGCCCUGGGUGCAGGCGCGGCUGAAGGACUUCCAGACCCCGAAGAACUGACCUGUCCCUGCUGCCACCCACCAUGUCCCCGGUGCUGCCCCCAGAGGGCUUGUCUUCCAGCCCCAGGCACGCCAGAGAGUACUUGAACUGCAGCCUUCUUCAACAGAAAAUUUAUUCUAUUUAACUUAUUUCAGUUAAAGUAAAUAUUUUUUGUUAAUAAAAAGGAAACUUGAAGAAUGAA
Calidris pugnax (ruff) is the source of this 518-nucleotide messenger RNA. Its product is annotated as C-C motif chemokine 4-like. The transcript is spliced from 3 exons. The record is from RefSeq and is a predicted model, not a curated record. The coding region runs from base 62 to 337 and encodes 91 amino acids. Gene Ontology annotation, cellular component: extracellular region. NCBI's taxonomy places the organism in Eukaryota, Metazoa, Chordata, Aves, Charadriiformes, Scolopacidae. Gene Ontology annotation, molecular function: chemokine activity; CCR chemokine receptor binding. Gene Ontology annotation, biological process: cellular response to interleukin-1; inflammatory response; monocyte chemotaxis.